Messenger RNA from Populus trichocarpa (black cottonwood), 683 nucleotides. RefSeq names its product putative disease resistance protein RGA4. NCBI's taxonomy places the organism in Eukaryota, Viridiplantae, Streptophyta, Magnoliopsida, Malpighiales, Salicaceae. The transcript has 2 exons. The record is from RefSeq and is a predicted model, not a curated record. Bases 87 to 491 code for a protein of 134 amino acids.
UUCCCCUCACCCUCUCUUUCUCUCUGGUCAUCCUAUCAUCAUUGCUUCUCUCUCUCUGUUUCCAAUCAGAACUAAUUAAACAUACGAUGGCUGAGGCACUUGUAUCUCCGAUCUUGGAGCAGUUAACCACGAUCGUUGCUCAACAGGUACAAGAAGAGGUGAACCUAGGAGGGGGUGUGAAGAAACAAGUCGACAAGCUGAAAAGCAAUCUCCUUGCUAUCCAAUCUGUCCUUGAAGAUGCAGAUAGAAAACAAGUGAAGGAUAAGGCUGUAAGAGACUGGGUAGACAAGCUCAAAAAUGUAUGCUAUGAUAUCGAUGACGUGCUAGAUGAAUGGAGCUCUGCAAUUCUUACAUGGAAAAUGAGGGAUGCUGAAGAAAAUACUCACAGCCUGCAGAAGAUACGGUGUUCCUUCCUGGGAUCUCCUUGCUUUUGUCUCAAUCAAGUGGUUCGACGUCGAGACAUUGCCCUCAAGAUCAAAAGAAGUAUGUGAAAAACUGGACGACAUUGCCAAAGAGAAAUCUAUGUAUGGCUUUGAGUUGUACAGAGCCACUGAUGAACUCCAACGAAUAACAAGUACCUCCCUUGUUGAUGAAUCAAUCGUGAGUGGUCGAGAUAAUGACAGGGAAGCUUUAGUAAGCAAGUUGCUGGGUGAAAGUAGUCAGGAAGCAUGGGACGUGGAUGC